Molecule: messenger RNA, 3644 nt
Organism: Sebastes umbrosus (honeycomb rockfish)
Lineage: Eukaryota; Metazoa; Chordata; Actinopteri; Perciformes; Sebastidae
Gene: b3galt2
Product: UDP-Gal:betaGlcNAc beta 1,3-galactosyltransferase, polypeptide 2
Exons: 2
Coding region: 1606-2928 (440 amino acids)
Cellular component (GO): membrane
Molecular function (GO): N-acetyl-beta-D-glucosaminide beta-(1,3)-galactosyltransferase activity
Source: RefSeq, a predicted model, not a curated record
UGACGUGGUAGAGUUCCGUCAGUCGAGCGGUGUCUGACAGCCUGCCUUACCCGGGCCAGCAGCUGCCUUGCCCGGCUGCGAAAUCAGACAGGGGGUCGGUCAAAAAAAAAAACCCGGAGCGGAGUAAAAAGAUCCUGCAGGAGCGAGAAAACAAAGAGGAGACAAAGCCAAGCGUGGAGGUGAAAGUAGACGACUAGUUAUUUUUGUGUUUUUGCCUUCUGGACUCGGGGGAACAUGUUAUCUGUGUGAGAGGAUAUUAUAUUUUUGUAUUCUGGUUGUUUUUUCCUCCACCGCGCUGAAAGGCUCCAUCAGCCUGCAGCCGAGCCGAGCAUCGUGAAGGACCAGCCCGCUCUCCUGCUGCUGCUCUGCCGCUCUGCAGCUGCUCCUCUCGGGCUCUCCGGAUAAACGUGUGUGUGUGUGGAUGCUGUGCUGUUUUCUCUUACAUGUUUACAUUGAAAUAACAUCUCUGAGCUCUUGGGGAGGGAGAUAAACUAGGAUAAAGAUCAGGAAAACAACAGUGAAAACCAACAUUAUUAUUAUUGAUGAAGUAGAGAGUGAGGUAUUGUUGUGUUUAACGGACACAAGGAGGAGAGGAGAGGAGGAGCAGCAGCUGCUGCAGGAGGAGAAGAAGAACCCAAAAAACCUGCAGGUUUGCUGAGGAGCCUGUGUGGGGAUGAGGACGAGGAGGGACGUAUAACACAUCCGAGGUGUCAGUGUUAUUAAGAGCUGGAAGAAGGAGGAGAGGGCUGUUUCCAAUGGUGAUGGAGGGUGAAGGCACCGGGGCUUCACUCACUCUCUCAGCCGACCGCAGCCCUGCAAGCAGCCGCAGCAGCAGCAGCAGCAGCAUGAGGAGGAGGAGGUACGCAGCACUGCACGUCUCAUCAGCUCCUCCACAUCCUCAUUAUUCAUUUAGCCUUCCACGCCCUCCUGUUCCUUCUCCCUUCCAUUAGGCUACAUCCAGCCAUCCACCCUUCCAUCCAUCCAUCUAUGUCCCCCCAACACCAUGCAUCUCCUCUCCCAUCAUCAGGCACUUUUUUUGGACCCCCAGUGGCUCCCUAAAAUGUUGCACGGGCCCCUCAAGGCAGGCAGGCUGGAAAAUGAAGAGUACUUUGAUUUUAUUAUAACUUGGCUCAGAGGGUAGAGCAGGUUGUCCACCAAUUGGAAGGUCGGUGGUUCGAUCCCCGGCUGUUCUGGUGCGUCCAAGACAGAGCAAGACACUUAACCACAAAUUGCUCCUGAAGGCAUAGCCAUUGAUUAGAGAGAGCAAACACAGAGGAGGUGACCCUUAUCAUAUCCUGAAGGAGACAAGACACAGAGCAUGACCUUGUGUUUGUCUACAGUGCCAAAGAAGAGCCAGGGAGAAGCCUCCAUGGCCAGAGAAUCAUCGCCUUCCUAGCUCCACCGGGAGCCCUUUUAACCCUGCUGCGAGCUGCACUGGGGGGCUCAAACGUUCCCCUGACUCCACCAGGAGGCUCACUCCAACCCAUCUGCCAGCUCAGAUAACCCUCUGACUGUUGGCAACCACAUGUUUGAGGUGACUGCGUGUGACCGCCGCCGCCCAUUCUCGAGCAGCAGCAGCAGCUUCCUGCGACCCCAAUCUGCGCCAUGCAGUGGAGACGGCGGCACUGCUGUCCCAUCAAGAUGACCUGGACCAUCAAGCGUUCCCUCUUCCGGACCCACGUGGCCGGCCUCCUCUCGCUGGCCCUGCUCUUCACCCUCUUCUUAUUUUUCAGCCACCAGGACUGGCUGCCAGGACGCAGCGGGCCCCGGGAAAACCCGCUGGCCUACACCGUCCGGGGCUUCCGCAGCACCAAAGGGGAAGCCAACCAGAGCAGCUCCCUGAGGAGCCUGUGGAAGGAGACGGGGAAUGUAGCGCCAAAGCCUCUGCUCAACCUCAGCUCUCAGCAGGCGGACGGGGCGGCGGGGGAGGCGGCGGCAGGAGGAGGAGGAGGAGCAAGGAUGGGCGUAAUGGGGCUCGGGGACUCCAUGAGCACUAAUAACAGUUUACAGAAGGAGAUGGGCGUAGGCGGGAGGCUCAGCGCUCAGCCCUACCGCUACAUCCUGAACGAGCCCUUCAAGUGCAGGGACAGCACGCCCUUUCUCAUCAUCCUAAUCGCUGCAGAACCCGGCCAGGCCGAAGCCCGCAACGCCAUCCGCCAGACGUGGGGGAACGAGAGCGUAGCAAUGGGCCUUGGGUUCGUCCGUCUUUUCCUGCUCGGCACGGGAAAGAGCUCAGACACCUACCUCCAGAGCAGCAUAGAGGAAGAGAGCCACGUUCACCACGACAUCAUCCAACAGGACUAUCAGGACACUUAUUACAACCUGACCAUUAAAACCCUGAUGGGCAUGAACUGGGUGGCCACCUAUUGCCCGCACGCCUCCUACGUGAUGAAGACAGACAGCGAUAUGUUUGUCAAUACCGAGUAUCUCGUCCAAAAGCUGCUGAAGCCCGAGCUGCCUACCAAGCAGCGGUACUUCACCGGCUACCUGAUGAGGGGCUACGCACCAAACCGAAACAAGGACAGCAAGUGGUACAUGCCGCCGGAGCUGUACCCGAGCGAGCGCUACCCGAUAUUCUGCUCCGGCACGGGGUACGUUUUCUCAGGCGACAUGGCCGAGCUGAUCUACCAGGCGUCCCUCAGCAUACGCAGGCUGCACCUGGAGGACGUCUACGUGGGGAUCUGCCUGGCGAAGCUGCGCAUCGACCCGGCGCCCCCUCCCAACGAGUUCCUCUUCAACCACUGGCGGGUGUCUUACUCCAGUUGCAAGUACAGCCACCUGAUCACAUCCCAUCAGUUCCACCCCAACGAACUCAUCAAGUACUGGAACCACUUGCAGAGCAACAAGCACAACGCCUGCAUCAACAUGGCCAAGGAAAAGAACGGCAGGUACAGACACCGAAAGUUUCAUGGAGAGAGGCCUCCUUGAUGCAUCCUGUGACUACCACCUGCCUCAAAAAAAAGGGAGAUGGGCGCACUGUAACUAAAGCCGGUGGAGGGCAUAUUGAACUCAGCACUAUACACUAUAUGGGGAAAAGCACAUUGUUUUUGGUAUUGUGUACAGUCGAUGAUCCAAACUAUUUUUUUAAUUUGAGAAAAAAAAAUGUUAAGUAUUGUAAACCUGUUGAGCUAUUUCUAAAGGGAAGAUCGGAGUCUGUGCGAUGUGGAGCAUGCGCAGAAUGUGCCGCUGCUCAAGAGGGAUGUUUAUGAUAAUUCAGGUGCCAACAGAAAAGUGGUAAUUCAAGCUAAUGCGAGGGCUUUCCUCUAAAAGGUACUGUAUGUUGCACUCUACAAAUCUAAAAAAAAAAAAAAAAAAUUAAGACACAAUCGUGUUUACACAGACAAAGGGAAAUGAUCAUGUAUUUUGUCGACAGUCACACUACCUAAUUAUGAAUGAAAGUAUCUUUGACGUUGACCAGUUAUGCUGCCCUGUUUCUCAGUGUUUACUUUACAGAUUUAUCAAAGAACACACCUCUAAAGAAAAGGUUUAUCUGUAUUUUGUUUUAAAAAAAAAAAAUCUACACUAAAGCGCUCACGUCACGUCAGAGAUGACUGAGAUUGUAUUUUUUAAAGCUUUACAUUGAGUAUGACUGCACUUGAGCAAAUGUGCAAUGAAUUAAUUAACAAUUAAAUGUAAUGAACUCA